ACGCUCAACCAAAGAGCUGCUCCGAGUCCCACGAAUGGGAAUUCACCACUGCACAUAAAUCCUGCCAAACUGGAGACCCCAGCUCAGGUUCCAGCCAGCCCACUGUCCACUUACAUCCCAAGCGAGGUCUCGAGACCCACCUUCACCAUCGGACCGAAUGAUCUUCUGGCAGAAGACACCCCCACCUCUUGGGAUCAGCUCUCCAGGAAAGAAUUCCAAGAUGCAGGAACGAUUACCGAUGUGUGUUACAGUGAAAAUGUCCCUGAGGUUGAGAUCUUCAGUUUGUUGGAGGAGGGUUUACCAAGGUAUACACUGAGGGCAGACACUGUGUAUGGUUACAGUCAUGAUGACUGGUUAAACACUCCACUCGUGGCUCCCGACAAUAACAUCCGCCUCACUCAGGAACAGAUCGAGGAGACACUAAAGUAUUUCCUUCUUUGUGCAGAAAGGGUGGGCCAGGUGACAAAGACAUACCAUGACAUCGAGGCUGUCACACACUUACUGGAGGAGAAAGAGCGUGAUCUGGAGUUGGCGGCUCGGAUUGGGCAGUCUCUCCUGAAACAGAACCGGAUCCUGACCGAGAACAAUGAUUACCUGGAGGAACAGCUCCAACACAUCAACGAGGAGGUUGCACAACUUAAACAUGAAGUGAGCAUGAGAGAUGAUCUUCUCCAUCUCUACACCAAUACAACAGAGGACACUGAGCCCAAUUCAUCCUGCUGCAGCCCCUUGAGACGGAACGAGUCUUCAGUCUCUCUCCAGAAUUCCGUCCACCUGGAAUUCAUGCAGCAGAAACUCCACUGCUUGGAAGACGAGAACCAGAAACUGAGGCACAAGGCUGCUCAAUUAUCAACCGAAACGUUGGAGUACGAGAGCAAGGAGGAACAGCUGGUGGUAGAAUGUGCCAAGGAGCUGGGGGAAAGUAAUAAUCAACUGGCAGUGGUUUCUGAAGAGCUGGCACGAAAGAUGGAGGACUCGGUCCGGCAGCAAGAGGAGAUCAGUAUCCUGCUCGCACGGGUAGUGGAAUUACAGCAGAAAUGCAAACUGUGCACUACAGAAAACGAAGAGUUAACUCAAUACCUUGUCACAUCGAGAGAGAUACAGGAGCAACUAAAGACUGAGGUGCAGUACCUGCGGGAGAAAUAUUCACAGUGUGAUGCGAUGCUGCACGAGGCACAGGAGGAGGUGAAGAAUCUGCGGAAUAAGAACGCUCCCAACAGCUCCAUCAACCGCUACCACACGGUGCCUGUCUAUCCCAUGGACUCCCUGGCUGCUGAAAUUGAAGGAACAAUGCGGAAAGGCUUAUAUGUGGAUACUGCUGCAUCGCACGAGAACAGUAACUACAAUCGAAGGGUGUUUGAGACAGUCCGGGCAGUCAACCAGACAGUGAGGCUGAAAUCUCGCUCCCAGUCCCCCCAGAACAUUCCAGGCUCCAGUCCAUCAUCGACAGGACAAUCUGGAUCUAGCCGCUUCAGUACCCCUCACACCAGCUUCUACGAGUCGAAUACUUCAAGUUUUGGAUUGGAUGACAAACUGCAGUCACUGAACCUGGAGACUGAGAACACUCCGGAGGAGGAUGUGGACCGGAAGCCUGGAACGCCGGGUACUCCUGGAUGUCGGGAUUUACAUGCUGCUUUGCAGCGACUGUCUCAGAAGCAGCUGGCUUCAUCCGAUAAAACUUUCUUUGAGCAGGAGCGGGACCAGAAGCUGAAAACCCUGACCGGUGACGAGGUCUUGUCCAGUGGGUUAGUCACCCCAGCUGAGAGUGUCCUGUCAACAGGCACCAACUAUUCCGGGAGCUCAGGGAUAACCGGAUAUUCUGCCUUUUCUGUGAGCUCCCACCCCAACUGCCCUGAUAAAUUGAAGAUUGUGAAGCCGUUGGAAGGUUCAGUGACUCUCUAUCAAUGGCAACAACUUGCUCAGCCAAAUCUCGGAGGGAUACUGGACCCACGGCCUGGAGUCCUUACCAAAGAUUUCCAGCAACUGGACAUCGACACGGGUGAAGUUCACAACCUCAAUGACCUGGAAGAAGAUGAAACAGACUUGGCUUCAUUCCAGGAACUCAUAACUGCUGUAGAAAACAAACCAGACCCCAAUGUUUCAGUGUAUCAAUCCACAAACCGACUGCCCGACACUCACUCCACCUACACUAUUACCACCUGCCGUAUCAUGCAUCCCUCCGAUGAGCUCACCACAAUGACACUGAGUUUUCAUCACAGACCCAGCUCCUCUUGUGGCAGCUUUGGCAAGUUGAGGUCUACCUCAUCUGAUGGGAACUUGGGCAGACUGAGGCCCAUCUCUUCAUGUGGAAAUUUUGACAGAUUUCAGCCUCCUCUAUCGCAUGGGGACAUAAGCUCUUUGAGAUCUACCCUAUCCAAUAGAAACUCUAAUACCUUGGGGACCACCACAUCCAGCACGGAUUUCGAGGGACUGCAAGCCACGUGCUGUUCUCCCCACCGUCAGCGUUAUGCAUCUGAGUCAGCCACUAACCUGAGAGAACAUACCAUCACAAUGAGCACUUCAUUUGGAUUAGUCACAUUGCUAAAGGAGCAUGGAAUAUCUGCAGCGGUGUAUGACCUUGUCAGUAACGCUGAAGACAGCAGUGCUGCUGAGGGUACUGCCAUUAUUCAACAGCACUCUAAUGGAACCCUGCCCAAUAUCCCAGAUCCAAGAGCACAGUUGAUCUACCUUUCUAAAUCUCCAUUUGAACUGAAGUAUACCAGUCCACCUCUAAAACCCUUCCUUACCUCCAGCUUAGCAAGGUCCAUGCUCAAGAGGAUGAGUUUCGCAGAGGAUGGAAGGAGCCCAAGUGACAACAGGACCCAAAGAAACAUCUUCAGCUUGAACCUGGUGGAAAAACUGAAGCGUCUUGGUUUAGACAAAGUGGUGGCCAGGGGGAUGGUUAACCCUGAGGGCCAAAGGUUGACCAGACUCACCCGAAGAUUCAGCACAUGAGAAAUGGGAGUAGCAAGACUUUGACUUCCUAAAUGUAAUGACAGAUCCUCCAGCAGGAUCAGAAUGAAUGACCCCCUUUCACCCCCUCUCUCCUCCACUUCCCUACCUGCAUUGUAUUUAAAAAUACUGAACCUAGUCAUAUGACUAUUGCAGCAGGUUCCCAUCAGUCAAUCCAAGAUCCAUUCCAUUUUAUUUCAGUUUUGUAUGCAUUAAGCAAA
This is a messenger RNA of Carcharodon carcharias (great white shark), 3173 nucleotides long. RefSeq names its product trafficking kinesin-binding protein 1-like. Gene Ontology annotation, cellular component: dendrite. NCBI's taxonomy places the organism in Eukaryota, Metazoa, Chordata, Chondrichthyes, Lamniformes, Lamnidae. The annotation marks the transcript as partial. Gene Ontology annotation, molecular function: signaling receptor binding. The record is from RefSeq and is a predicted model, not a curated record. The transcript is spliced from 16 exons. Gene Ontology annotation, biological process: neurotrophin TRK receptor signaling pathway; neurogenesis; anterograde axonal transport of mitochondrion.